Molecule: messenger RNA, 13410 nt
Organism: Chrysochloris asiatica (Cape golden mole)
Lineage: Eukaryota; Metazoa; Chordata; Mammalia; Afrosoricida; Chrysochloridae
Gene: APOB
Product: apolipoprotein B
Exons: 29
Coding region: 1-13410 (4469 amino acids)
Biological process (GO): cholesterol transport; lipoprotein transport; triglyceride mobilization
Cellular component (GO): very-low-density lipoprotein particle; mature chylomicron; low-density lipoprotein particle
Molecular function (GO): cholesterol transfer activity; low-density lipoprotein particle receptor binding
Source: RefSeq, a predicted model, not a curated record
AUGGGCCCCCCGAGGCCCGCGCUGCUGCUGCUUCUGCUGCUGCUGAUAGGCGGCGCCUCGGCGGAAGACAAAGCGCUGGAAAAUGUCAGCCCCAGUUGUCCAAAAGAUGCAACUCGAUUCAAGCACCUCAGGAAGUAUGUUUAUAACUACCAGGCUGAGAGUUCCAGUGGAGUCCCUGGGACUGCUGAUUCAAGAAGUGCCACCAAGAUCAUCUGCAAGGUCGAGCUGGAGGUGCCCCAACUCUGUAACUUUAUCCUGAAGACAAACCAGUGCACCCUGAAAGAGGUGUAUGGCAUCAACCCUGAAGGCGAACCCUUGCUGAAGAAGACCAAGAACUCUGAGGAGUUUUCCACCGCCAUGUCCAAGUACGAGCUCAGGCUGACCAUUCCUGAAGGGAAGCAGGUUUUACUUUAUCCAAACAAGGAUGAACCCAAACACAUCUUGAACAUCAAGAGGGGCAUCAUUUCUGCCCUUCUGGUUCCUCCAGAGACAGAAGAGGCCAAACAAGUGAUGUUUCUGGAUACUGUAUAUGGAAACUGCUCCAGUGACUUUAUUGUUAAAACAAGAACAGGAAAUGUGGCGACAGAGGUAUCCAUUGAAAGAAAUCUGGAGAAAUGUGAUCACUUCAAGCCCAUGAGCACAGGUGUUAGCCCACUUGCUCUAAUCAAAGGCAUGACCCGCUCCUUGUCAACUCUGAUCAGCAGCAGCCAGUCCUGCCAAUACACCCUGGAUUCCAGGAGAAAGCAUGUGUCAGAAGCAAUCUGCAAAGAGCAACAUCUCUUCCUGCCUUUCUCAUAUAAGAAUAAAUAUGGAAUGAUGACACAUGUUACACAGUCUUUGAAACUUGAAGACACACCUAAGAUCAACAGUCGCUUCUUUAAUGAAGGUGCUGAGAAGGUGGGCCUUGCCUUUGAGAUUACCGAAUCCACAUCACCUCCAAAGCAGGCAGAGGCCAUUUUGAAAACCCUCCAGGAACUGAAAAAACUGUCUGUUUCUGAGCAGAAUGCCCAGAGAGCUAACCUCUUCAACAAACUGGUUACUGAGCUAAGAGGCCUCAACAAUGAAGCAGUUGCAUCCCUCUUGCCAAAGCUGAACGAGGUGUCCAGUCCCAUUACUUUACAAGCCUUGGUUCAGUGCGGACAGCCACAGUGUUACACUAAUAUCCUCCAGUGGCUGAAAAGUGAGAGAGCUAACCCCAUUCUCAUAGAUGUCGUUACCUACCUAAUGUCCCUGAUCCCAGAGCCCUCCGAAGACAUGGUGCGGGAGAUCUUCAACACUGCAAAGGAGCAGCAAAGCCGGGCCACCUUCUAUGCUCUGAGCCAUGUGGUUAACAACUAUCAUAAAACAACACCGCAGGCCCAGAUCCUGUUAGACAUUGUGGAGUACCUGUUGGCACAGAUUCAUAAUAACUGCAUUGGAGACCAAGAUCUCAUCUACUUGACUCUGAGGGUCAUUGGAAAUAUGGGAUCAGCCAUGGAUCAAGUAACCCCAAGACUGAAGUCUUCAGUCCUGAAAUGUAUCCAAAGUACAGAGCCAUCACUGCUGAUUCAGAAAGCUGCUAUCCAGGCCCUGAGGAAAAUGGUCUCUAACAAAGAGGUCCAAAAAGUCCUUCUUCAAACUUUCCUCAAUGGUGCUUCUCCAAUGGAUAAACGACUGGCUGCCUAUCUCAUGCUGAUGAAGGGGCCUUCCCAGCCAGAUAUUAACAGAAUUGUACAACUCCUCCCAAGGGAGAAGAAUGAGCAAGUGAAGAAUUUUGUGGCUACCCACAUUGCCAACAUCUUAAACUCAGAAGAUUUUUAUAUCCAAGAUCUGAAAACAUUAGUGGAAGAAGCUCUUAAAGGAUCUCAACUUCCAACCAUCAUGGAUUUCAAAAAAUUUUCUGGGAACUAUCGCUUUUCCAAAUCUGUUUCCCUUCCAUCACUUGGCCCAGUCUCAACCAAAAUUGAAGGGAAUCUUAUAUUUGAUCCAAAUAAUUACAUUCCUAAAGAAAGCAUGCUGAAAACCACCCUCACAAUCUUUGGAUUUUCUGCAGUUGACCUCUUCGAGAUUGGUUUGGAAGGAAAGGGUUUUGAACCAACACUGGAAGCUCUCUUUGGGAAAAAAGGAUUUUUCCCAGACAGUGUCAACAAGGCUUUGUACUGGGUUGAUGGCCAAGUUCCUGCUGAGGUCUCCAAGGUCUUGAUAGACCACUUAGGCUAUAGCAAAGAUGAUAAGCAUGAGCAGGAUAUGAUAAGUGGGAUCGUGCACAAUAUUCAGAAGUUGUUCAACGAUUUGAAGUCCAAAGAAAUCCCCGAAGCCAAAGCAUACCUUCGUAUCCUGGGAGAAGAGCUUGGCUUUGUCAACCUUAAGGAUGUACAGCUCCUAGGACGACUGCUGCUCAAUGGCGUUCGCACCCUUCAGGGGAUCCCCCAGCUUAUUGGAGAAGCCAUAAAGAAAGGCUCAGAGAACGACUUGUUUCUUCACUAUAUCUUCAUGGACAAUGCCUUUGAACUCCCCACUGGAAUUGGAUUGCAAUUGCAAGUGUCCUCAUCUGGAAUCAUCACUCCUGGGACCAAGGCUGGACUGAAACUUGAACUAGCCAAUAUGCAGGCUGAACUGGUGGCAAAGCCCUCUGUGUCAGUGGAGUUUGUAACAAAUAUGGGCAUUAUCAUUCCGGACUUUGCUAGGAGUGGGGUCCAAAUGAACACCAACUUCUUCCAUGAGUCAGGCCUGGAGGCUCGUGUUGCCCUGAAGACUGGGCAGCUGAAGUUCAUUGUUCCUACACCAAAAAGGCCAGUCAAGCUGUUCAGUGGCAGUAACACAUUGCAUUUGGUCUCUACCACCAAGACGGAAAUGAUUCUACCUCUGAUGGUGAACAGGCAGUCCUGGGCAACUUGCAAGCCUUUCUUUACCGGCCUGAACUACUGUACCACUGGUGCUUACUCCAAUGCCAGCUCCACAGAUUCUACCUCAUACUACCCACUGACUGGAGACACCAGAUUUGAACUGGAACUCAGGCCAACAGGAGAAGUAGAGCAAUAUUCUGCCAGUGCAACCUAUGAACUCCAAAAAGAAGGCAGAGCUUUAGUGGACACACUGACGUUUGUAACACAAGCAGAAGGUGUGGCACAGAGUGAAGCUACUAUGAUGUUCAAAUAUAACCGACAAAGUAUGACUUUGUCCAGUGAAAUCCAAAUUCCACAUUUUGAUGUUGAUCUUGGGACAGUCCUCAAAAUUAGUGAUGAAUCUGUUACAGAGAAAAAAUCUUACAAGCUCACCUUGGACAUUCAGAACAAAAAAAUCACUGAGGUCACUCUUACUGGUCACAUGAGUUGUGACAUUAAGGAAGAAGGCAAAAUCAAGGGUGUUAUUUCCAUACCCCGUUUGCAAGCAGAAGCCAGAAGUGAGAUUCUCACCCACUGGUCCCCCACAAAAUUGCUCCUCCAGAUGGACUCCUCUGCGACAGCUUAUGGCUCAACGAUUUCCAAGAAGGUGACAUGGUGCUAUGAUGAAGAGAAGGUGGAAUUUGAAUGGAACACUGGCACCAAUGUGAACACCGAAAAAGUGGUUUCUAAUUUCCCAGUGGAUCUCUCUGAUAUUCCUAGCAGCUUGCAUCUGUAUGCCAACAGCCUCUUGGAUCACAGAGUUCCUCAAACAGACACAACUUUCCGGCACAUGGGUUCCAAAUUAAUAGUUGCAACAAACACAUGGCUUCAGAAGGUAUCCAGGGACCUGCCUUAUACCCAGAUUUUGCAAGAUCACCUCAAUGGCCUAAAGGAGAUGAACCUACAGAAAAUGGGAUUGCCAGAAUUCCACAUCCCAGAAAACCUAUUCUUGAAAAGUGAUGGCCGGAUCAAAUACACCUUGAACAAAAACAGUGUGAAAAUUGAGAUUCCUUUGCCUUUUGGUGGCAAAUCCUCUGGAGAUCUAAAGAUCUUAGAAACUAUUAGACCACCAGCCCUUGGUUUAAAACUUGUGGGAAUCCCCUUGCCAUCUAAAGAGUUCCGAAUCCCCACAUUUACCAUUCCUAAGUUGUAUCCACUAUGGGUACCUCUCUUGGGUGUUCUGGACCUGUCCACAAAUGUAUACAGCAACGUGUACAACUGGUCCGCCUCCUGUACUGGAGGCAACACCAGCACAGAUCACUUCAGCCUGAAGGCUCAGUACCACAUGAAAGCCAACUCUGUGGUUGACCUGUUCUCCUACAGUAUGCAAGGAUUAGGAGAAACAACCUAUGACGACAGGAACACAUUCACAUUAUCAUAUGAUGGAUAUCUGCACCACAAAUUUAUGUAUUCAAAUAUCAAAUUCAAUCAUGUAGAAAAAAGUGGAAAUAGUCCAGCUUCAAAAGGUUUACUAACAUUUGAUGCUACUAGUGCUGGAGGAUCACAGAUGUCUGCUUCAGUUCAUUUGGAUACUAGAACGAAACAGCAUUUGUAUGUCAGAGAAAUCAAGGUGGAUGGAGAGUUUAGAGUCUCUUCAUUCUAUACAAAAGGCAUUUGGGGCCUAUCUUAUCAGAGAGAUCUUACUACAGACCAGCUAAAUGGAGAAUCCAACCUGAGGUUUGACUCUUCCUACCUCCAGGGUACCAACCAAGUGACUGGAAGAUAUGAAGAUGGAGCACUCAACUUUAUUUCCACCUCUGAUUUGCAAGGUGGCCUCCUUAAAAAUACAGCUUCCCUGAAAUAUGAGAACUAUGAACUGACUCUGAAAUCUGACACCAAUGGGAAGUACAAGGACUUUGCCACUUCCAGCAAGGUGGAUAUGACCUUCUCUAAACAAAAUGCAUUGGUACGUUCUGAGUAUCAGGCUGAUUAUAAUGCACUGAGGUUCUUUGCCCUGCUUUCUGGAUCACUCAAUUCCCAUGGACUUGAAUUAAAUGUUGACGUUCUGGGUACUGACAGAAUUAACAGUGGUGCUCACAAGGCAACCCUAAGGAUUGGCCAAGGUGGACUGUCUACCAGUGCAACUACCAACUUGAAGUACAGCCCAUUGGUGCUGGAGAAUGAGCUAAAUGGAGGAGUUGGCCUCUCAGGAGCAUCCAUGAAAUUAACAACAAAUGGGCGAUUCAGAGAACAUAAUGCAAAAUUCAAUCUAGAUGGAAAAGUCACCCUCACAGAGGUAUCCUUGGGCAGUGCUUAUCAAGGAAUGAUUCUAGGUGUUGACAGCAAAAAUAUUUUCAACUUCAAAAUCAAUCAAGAAGGACUUAAGCUUUCAAAUGAUAUGAUGGGGUCAUAUGAUGAAAUGAAACUGGACUACACAAAUAGUCUGAACAUUGCAGGCUUAUCACUUGGCAUCUCUUCAAAACUUGACAACAUUUUUAGCUCUGACAAAUUUUAUAAGCAAAAUUUUAAUUUACAACUUCAGCCCUAUUCUCUUAUAACUGCUUUAAACAAUGAUCUGAAAUACAAUGGUCUGGAUCUGACCAACACUGGCAAAUUACAGCUAGCACCUCUAAAGCUGAAUGUGGGUGGUACCAUCAAAGGAGCCUACCAAAAUAAUGAGAUAAAACAUAUCUACACCAUUUCUUACGCUGACUUAUCAGCAAGCUAUAAAGCAGACACAGUAGCUAAGGUUCAGGAUGCAGAGUUCAGUCAUCGGUUCAACACAGACAUUGCUGGGCUAUCUUCAGCCCUUGACAUCAGUACAAACUAUAAUUCAGACUCACUGCAUUUCAGCAAUGUUUUCCAUUCUGCAAUGACACCAUUUACAAUGACCAUUGAUACACAUACAAAUGGCAAUGGAAAACUGGUUCUCUGGGGGGAACACACUGGACAACUCUACAGCAAAUUCCUGUUGAAAGCAAAACCUCUAUCCCUUACUUUCUCUCAUGAUUACAAAGGAUCCACAAGUCAUCAUCUCAUGUCCAAAAGAAGCAUUGACACUGCUCUUGAUCACAAAGCCAGUGCCCUGCUUAUUCCAACUGAGCAGACAGUUACCUGGAAACUGAAGACCCAACUGAACAAAAAUGAAUACAGCCAGGACUUGGAUGCUUACAACACUAAAGAAAAAGUGGGUGUGGAACUUAGUGGACGUGCCCUGGCUGACCUCACUGUGCUGGACUCACCAGUGAAUGUGCCAUUUUUAUUUACUGAGCCAGUCAAUGUAAUUGAUGUGUUAGAGAUGAGAGACGUUGCUGACCAACCCCAAGAAUUCACUGUUGUAGCUUCUGUGAAGUAUGACAAGAACCAAGAUGUUCACACCAUCAAUCUCCCAUUCUUGAAAAUUCUGCCAGAAUCUUUUGAGAGAAAUCGAAUAGCAAUUAUAGCUGUACUGGAAAGCAUACAAAAAGAAUUGAAACACAUCAAUAUUAACCAAUUUGCUAGGAAAUACAGAACAGCCCUGGACAAAAUUCCACAACAAGUUAAUGAUUAUCUGAAUGCAUUCAAUUGGGAGGCACAAGUUAUAAAUGCCAAGGAGAAACUAACUGCUUUCACACAAAAUUACAGAAUUACAGCAAAUGAUCUACAAAUCGCAUUAGAUAAUGCCAAAAUCAACUUGAAUGAAAAACUGUCUCAACUAGAGACAUAUGUGAUACAAUUUGAUCAGUAUAUUAAAGAUAAUUAUGACCUGAAUGAUUUAAAAAUAACCAUUGCUAAGAUUAUUGACCAAAUCACUGAAAGAUUAAAAUUUCUUGAUGAAUAUUAUCAUAUUCGUGUAAACUUAAUAAAAAUAAUCCAUGAUCUAUAUGUAUUUGUUGAAAAGAUUGAUUUUAACAAAAUUGGAAGUAGUACUAAAGCUUGGAUUCAAAAUAUGGAUACUAAAUAUCAAAUCAGAAUCCAGAUACAAGAAAAACUGCAACAGCUCAGAACACAGGUACAGAAUGUAGACAUCCAGCACCUUUCCGAAAUGUUAAAACAACAAUUUGAGAUUAUUGAUACCAGAAUGGUUUUAGAUCAAUUGAGAACUACAAUUCCAAUUCAAAGAAUAAAGGACAUUAUCGAUUAUGUUAAACACUUCAUUAUAAAUCAGAUUGAAGAUUUUGAAGUAACUGAGAUCAUCAAUGAUUUUAGAGCCAAAGUCCAUGAGUUAAUUAAGAAGUAUGAAAUAGACCAACAAAUUCAGGUUUUAAUGGAUAAAUCAAUACAGUUGGCCCACCAAUUUAAGUUGAAGGAAACUCUUCAGAGGCUAAGCAAUGCCCUAAAACAAGUUGAGAUAAAAGCUUACUUUGAGAAAUUGGCUGGGUAUAUUUAUAACAAUGUCAAAAAGCUUAAAGCAUUGAAUUUUGAAAAGUUUAUGAUAGAUGUAAACAUAUUCCUUGACAUGUUGGUAAAGAAAUUAAAGUCAUUUGAUUACAACCAGUUUGUGGAUGAAACCAACAAGAAAAUCCAUGAAGUGACUCAGAGAAUCAAUCAUGAAAUUCUGGCUGUGGAGCUACCACAGAAAGUUGAAGCCUUAAAAGUGUUUGUAGAGGAGGUCAAAGCAGUGAUUUCAGUCUAUCUCAAAAACCUUAAGGACACCAAAUUAACCUUACUCCUUGACUGGCUACAAGAUGCUUUUGGUUCAGCAUCUUUUAUUAGCAUGAAAGCCAAAUUCCGUGAGACCCUAGAAGAUAUACGAGACCGAGUGUACCAAAUGGACAUUCAGCAGGAACUCCAGCGAUACUUGUCUCUGAUAAGCCAGGUCUACAGAACCCUUGUCACUUAUGUUUCUGAUUGGUGGAUUCUUGCUGCUAAGAACCUUACUGACUUUGCAGAACAGUAUUCUAUCCAAGACUGGGCUGAAAACCUGAAACGACUGGUAGAACAGGGAUUCAUAUUUCCUGAAAUCCAGACCAUGUUCUGGACCAUGCCUGCCUUUGAAAUCAGUCUUCGUGCUCUUAAAGAAGCCACUUAUCAGACUCCUGACUUCACAGUUCCCCUGACAGAUUUGAGAAUUCCAUCAGUUGAGAUAAACUUCAAGACAUUGAAAGAUAUAAAAAUCCCAUCCAAGUUUACCACACCAGAAUUUACUGUCUUCAAUACCUUUCACAUUCCUUUCUUUACAAUUGACUUGGUAGAAAUUAAAGUAAAGCUCAUCAGAACCAUUGACCAAAUGCUAAGCAGUGAGCUGCAGUGGCCUGUUCCAGAAGUGUACUUAGGGGAUCUGAAGGUGGAUGACACCUUUCUUGCGACAAUCACUCUGCCAGACUUCUCUUUGCUAGAUUUCACAAUUCCGGAAAUUGUAAUCCCAAAUCUCAACCUUAGAGACUUUGAAGUCCCCAGUCUAUACAUACCAGAAUUCCAGCUUCCCCAAAUCUUCCAUACAAUCCAACUACCCACUUUUGGCAAGCUGUAUGGUACUUUGAAAAUCCAAUCUCCACUUUUCACACUAGAUACAAAUGCUGGCAUUCAAAAUGUGACCACUUCGGUGAACAAGGCAGAGAUUGUGGCUUCCUUCAUUGCCAAAGGGGAAUCCAAAUUAGAAGUUCUCAAUUUUGAUUUUCAAGCAAAUGCACAAUUGUCAGACUCUGAGAUCAAUCCAAUGAUUGUGAAGGAAUCUGUGAAACUCUCCAGCAAGUACCUGAAAACAGAGCAUGCAAGUCAAGUGCUAUUUUCUGAAAAUGCUAUCGAGGGAAAAUCAGACACAAUGGCAAGUUUACAAACAGAAAAAAAUACACUGGAGCUUAGUAACAGUGUGCUCCUCAACAUAAACCAACAGUUUACUUUGGAUAGCAACACAAAGUAUGUCCACAAAUUGAACAUCCCCAAAUUGGACUUUUCCAGUCAGGCCGACCUGCGCAAUGGAAUGAAGACACUGGUGGAAGCUGGACACAUAGUGUGGACUUCUUCUGGAACAGGGUCAUGGAAAUGGGCCUGCCCCAAAUUUUCUGAUGAAGGAACACAUGAAUCACAAAUAAGUCUCACUGUGGAAGGACCCAUCACUUCCUUUGGUUUGUCCAAUAAGAUCAACAGUAAACACCUAAGAGUUAACCAAAAUUUGGUUUGGGAAUCUGGGUUCCUCAACUUUUCUAAAUUUGAAAUUGAGUCACAAGCUGAAUCCCAGUAUGUAGGCCGUAGUGUUCUAACUGCCAAAGGCACAGCACUGCUUGAAGACAUGAAGGCUGAGAUAAGUGGCAACCAUGAUGCUCAUUUAAAUGGGAAAGUUAUUGGAACUCUGAAAAAUUCUCUUUUCCUUUCAGCACAGCCAUUUGAGGUCACAGCAUCUACAAACAAUGAAGGGAAUCUAAAAGUUAGUUUUCCAUUAAAAUUGACAGGGAAGAUAAACUUCCUGAAUAAUCAUGCACUGCUUCUGAGUCCUAGAGUCCAGCAAGCAAGUUGGCAAGCCAGUGCCAGGUUCAAUCAGUAUAAAUACAAUCAAAAUUUCUCUGCUGUAAACAACGAGAACACCAUGGAAGCACACGUAGGAAUGAAUGGUGAAGCCAAUCUGGAUUUCUUAAAUAUCCCUUUAACAAUUCCUGAGAUGACUCUACCUUACACAACACUCAAAACUCCCCAUCUGAAAGAUUUCUCAUUAUGGGAAAGAACAGGCUUGAAGGAAUUCUUAAAAACAACAAAGCAAUCUUUUGAUUUAAGUGUAAAGGCUCAGUAUAAGAAAAACAAAGACAAAUAUCCCAUCUCAAUUCCUGUGGAUAUUUUUAAUGAGUUUAUGAGUCAGAACAUCAAAUCUUUCAACAAGCAUUUUGAGAAAGGCAGAGACAAUGCAUUAGAUUUUCUUACCAAAUCCUUUAAUGUCCUUCAUGUCCCUAGGAGUCUUCACAAACGUUCCUUUCCAGAUUUCAAGGUACCAAGAACCUCAAACAACAUCUUUAUUCCAGCCAUGGGCAAUAUUACCUAUGAUUUUUCCUUUAAAUCAAGUAUCAUCACAUUGAAUACCAAUGCAGGACUUUAUAAUCAGUCAGAUAUUGUUGCUCAUUUUCUUUCUUCCUCUUCUACCUUUAUUAAUCCACUACAGUACAAAUUAGAGGGCACCUCAAGUUUGACAAGGAAACGAGGGUUGAAGUUAGCCACAGCUUUGUCUCUGAGUAACAAAUUUGUGGAAGGCAGUCAUGACAGUACCAUUAGCUUAACCAAGAAAAACAUGGAAGCAUCUGUAACAACAACUGCGAAAGUCCAAAUUCCAAUUUUGAGAAUGAAUUUCAAGCAAGAACUUAAUGCAAAUACCAAGUCAAAGCCUACUGUCUCUUCAGCUAUUGAGUUCAAGUAUGAUUUCAAUUGCUCCAAGCUGUACUCUACUGCUAAAGGGGCAGUUGACCACAAACUCAGCUUAGAAGGUCUCACUUCCUAUUUUUCCAUUGAAUCGUCUACCAAAGGAGAUGUCAAGGGUACAGUCCUUUCAAGGGAAUAUUCAGGAACUAUCAGCAGUGAGGGUAACACAUACUUGAAUUCCAAGGGCACUCGGUCUUCAGUGAAGCUGCAAGGAGCUUCCAAAGUUGAUGGUAUCUGGAAUGUAGAAGUUAAAGAAAAUUUUGCUGGAGAAGCCAAUCUCCGACGCAUAUAUGUCAUCUGGGAGCACAAUACAAAAAACCUGCUAUGGCUCUCAGACAAUUUUUUUACAUCUGGUGAGCAUACAGGCAAAGCCACUCUGGAACUCUCCCCAUGGAAAAUGUCAGCUCUUGUUCAGGUUCAUUCAAGCCAGCCCAAUUCCUUCUUUGAUAUCCCCUACUUUGGCCAGGAAGUAAUUUUGAAUGUUAACACCGAGAACCAGAAGGUCAGCUGGAAAAGUGGGGUCCAGGUUCUUGCUGGGUCUCUCCAGAACACUGUACAGUUUUCUAGUGACCAGCAAGAGGUAUGUCUUGACAUUGCAGGAUCCUUAGAAGGACACCUGUCAUUUCUCAAAGAAGUCAUCCUACCAAUUUAUAACAAGAGCUUAUGGGAUCUCCUCAAGUUGGAUGUAACCACCAGCAUUGACAGGAGACAGUAUUUUCAUGCUUCAACUGCCCUUGUGUACACCAAAAACCCCAAAGGCUACUAUUUUUCUUUACCUGUGCAAGAACUGGCCAAUGAGUUCAUUAUCCCUGGACUGAACAUAAAUGAUCCAGACUCAGUUCUUAACAUUCCUACUUUCAACAUCCCAUUUACAAAUCUUCAGAUUCCAUCAUACACACUUGACUUCAAGGAAAUAAAAAUCAGCAAGAAGCUAAGUACGUCAUCAUUUGACCUCAACAUGCCAAUACUACCCCAAGUAAAAUUUCCAGAAGUUGAUGUGUUGAUAAAAUAUUCUGAACCACAAGACUCCUCUGCUCCCUUUUUUGAGGUAACAGUGCCUGGAUCUCAGUUAAUUGUAUCACAAUUGACCUUUCCAAAGAGUAUUUCAGUUGACAGUACUCUAUUGGAUCUAAAUAAAAUGGCCAACAAGAUUACAGACUUUGAUUUGCCAACUAUCACUGUGCCUGAGCAGACUAUUGAGAUUCCUUCCAUUAAGCUAUCUGUACCUGCUGGAAUCUUCAUUCCCUUUUUUGGAUCACUGACUGCUCGUUUUGGAGUGGCCUCUCCCUUAUAUAAUGCCACCUGGAGUGCUGGCUUGAAAAACAAAGAAGAUCACUUUGAAACAUUUCUGGAUGCCACAUGCAGUUCAACCCUACAGUUCCUGGAGUAUGAUCUAAAUAUUGUGGGAACACACAAAUUUGAAGAUGGCACAUUGGUCUGUAAGACCCAAGGAACAUUUUCACAUCCUGACUUCAGCGCAGAAUAUAAAGAAGAAGGCAAAUAUCAAAGACUUAUGUACUGGGAAGGAGAUACGCGCCUUGACAUCACCAGCCCAAAAUUCACUGACGUCUAUCUGCGCUACCAAGUAGACGAGCACAGCCUCUCCUCCUCAGUAGCCUCCCCAGCCAUAGGCACUGUAUUUAUGGACUUUAAAGAAGAUAAAGAUACUCUUAAAUGGGACCUUUACUAUCGCCCUCAGUCUUCUACAGAUAAAAUACACUACAUAUUCAAAACUGAGUUGAGAUACCAAGAGUCUGAUGAUGAAAUUCAAAUCAAAGUUAACUGGGAAGAAGAAGCAGCUUCCCAAUUGCUAAAUUCUGUCAAAGACAACGUGCCCGAAGCCACAAGGGCCCUUUAUGACUAUGUCAACACAUACCACCGUGAGCAUACAGGACUGGACCUGAGAGAUGUGUCCCCACGACUCAGAAGAAGUCUGCAGAAUGGUGCUGAGCAGACAUAUCAGAGGGCUGUGAGGUGGAUUGAUGAGGUGGAGAUGGGGCUUCAGAGAGCUGCCAGCAACACUUCUAGGAACUAUCAGCAGUGGAAGGACACAGCCCAGAAUUUGUACCAGGACUAUUUUCACAGUCUCACAAAUAAGGCCUAUGACAGUUCAAUCCAAGUAAUUCAGAAAUACCAUAUAGCAGUCAAACAUCUGAUUGACUCACUUAUCGAAUUUCUGAGAGUCACUAGAUUCCAGCUCCCAGGAAAAGCCAAGACAUAUACUGGAGAUGAAGUCUGCACUAUGAUCAUAAGAGAAGUAGGAAAGGUACUGUCUCAGUUAAAUUCAGAAAUCCAAUAUGGGCUAAAAAUAUUGGUGUCCUAUUUCAAAGACCUAAGAGAGAAAUCAGAAUUUGUCAAGGACCUAACAUUAAAAUUUCCUUUUGAUUCGACAAAGUACAAACUAGUCGAUGAAUUUCUGUGGUCUAUAGAACUGUUGAAAUCUUUUUCAGAAGAUUUCCAAAAGACAUUUGAUGACCUUCAGUCUAUCAAGAGUAUAGAGAUGCUCACUAAUCUUCAGGUAUUUCUACAUAAAUGUUUCUGGGUGAUAGAAAGUAACAUAAUUCAUUUAAAGGAGAAGAAACUGUCUUAUUUCAUUAAUGGUUUCCAACAUGAUGUCAUAGGAGGUUUCAACAAAUACAUUUCAUACAUUUUCAAUUUCCUUAAAGAAAAUCUAUAUCUUAACCUUUGUAAAUUUAAUGAACUUGUUCAAAACAAAUUUCAGGAAGCUUCUCACGAGUUACAGAAGCUCCACCAGUAUAUAAAGGCUCUUCGGGAAGAAUAUUUUGAUCCAAGUAUGGUUGGCUGGACAAUGAAAUAUUAUGAAGUUGAAGAAAAAGUAAUGAAUCUGAUCAAGCACCUAGUAAUCAUCCUCAAAGACUUGCAUUCCAACUAUGCUGACAGUGCUGCUCGCUUGGUAUUUGGAAAUAUCCAGGAAUAUCUUUGUAUCCUUAUGGAUGAAGAGGGGAAAGGGAAUGAGAAGAUGGCAGAGCUCUCAGCUCCUGCUCAGGAUAUAACAAAAAGCUGGACCACUACAGUGAAGGAAACCCUUUCUGCUUACCACCAACAGUUCAGAUAUAAACUACAGGGUCUGUCAGACCAACUCUCUGUUUGCUAUGAAAAAUGUGUUUCUGACAUCCAAAGGGUGAUUGACCUGACCAUUCAAGAGUACCUCAUGUUUCUGAGAUAUAUCACCGAGUCACUGAAAAAGCUGCAAUUGAACACAGCCAAUGAUUUGAGCCCCUACAUCAAGGUUGCCCCAGGAGAACUCAUUAUUACUUUCUAA